This is a messenger RNA of Tetrahymena thermophila SB210, 1614 nucleotides long. Its product is annotated as transmembrane protein, putative. The transcript has a single exon. The record is from RefSeq and is a predicted model, not a curated record. NCBI's taxonomy places the organism in Eukaryota, Ciliophora, Oligohymenophorea, Hymenostomatida, Tetrahymenidae.
AUGAAUUAUAUAGCAGAAUUUAAGAGUUUAAAAAACUUUGAAAAGGCGAAAGUCAUUAAGUUCGUAUUAAUUGUCAUUUGUUAUGGACUGCAAUGCGUUUAAUAUACAGGUGUUCCUGUUAUUUUUUAUAGACCUAAAAAGAUUAUUAAUCCUGAUCCAAAUGGACCUCCUCUUUUUGAUAAUGAAUUCCCUAACAUUUAUAGUAUUCCUAUGGAGUAUGACUUGUAUGGCGAUGAUGAAAUAUGGGAAGUUUAUAUGCUUACAGCUGGCUACAUUGCUAAAUAUAUAGCUUAUGCAAUUUUAAUUUUAUAUCCAAUUAAAAAGAGUUAAUCUCACAAGUUUUUCUUUGCUCCAAUAUUAAUUAUAGGAGUGUCUUUGACCUUGCUUUAGAUCUAUUCAUCACCUUUAAUGCUUGUAUUUUCAUUCUUCUUUUAUUUUGGAGCAUCAUCUUACUUCUUUGGUUAAGUUUUCUCGUAUGUGCCUUCUCAUUUUACUGGAAAAAUAGUAGAUAAUCAUGUCAUAUUCCUGAACACUUUUUGGUCUAUAAUUAUGCUUUUACACAUUUUUUAUGAAUCAAUCUUUGGAGGGUGGAGAGAAAAUCUAAUCUAUUUUGCAGGAUUUCUCUAUUUAUCAAUAGGAAUAAUUUUCAUUUACUUAUAAAAGUACAUCGAUACAAAUGAAAAUAUGUAUUAAAGAUAAAUUUAGGAAGUGUCAAAUUAGUAGAGCUAGAUUAACAAAUUUGAACAAUCUUAAUAAUAAAUAGGUAAUACUAGUAAUGAUUAAAAUUAAUCUUAGACAGUAAAUUCCAACCAAGAAAAUUAAGCAAAUCAUAAUAAAUAAGAAUUGAAUGAGAAAUAAAAGCAAUAAUAAAAAGAAGAUUAGGAAAAUGAAGAAAGCUCAUUUUAAAUGUUAAAGAAGCUUUAUUCAGAAAUAUAUUAAAAUAAAGAUAUUAGAAAUAACAUCAUGAUUUGGGGUUUAUGUUGGAGUGCUUGCGGUGUCAGUUACAUAGGAUGUGUCUUAGCAUUAAACAGAUUGAAAGGAAAUAUCUUCUUCAAUAUGUUUAUUUCUACCUUAUUUGAAUUAGCAGGAAAUAUUAUUUCAAUUUACUGCAUUAAGAACUUCAGAAUUAAAAAUAUUAUAGUCAAUAAUCUCUAUAUUAUUGGUAUAUCAUAUGUAUCUUUUCUCUUUUUCAACACAGGUUCCUUUAAAAAUAAUGAGGAAGACACUUUACUAGAUAUUAUAAUUUCUAUCUUUCCAGUUAUUGUAGCAAAGGCUACUCAUGAAACUAUGUGGAACUUGCUCCUAGAAGUUCAAAAGUAAAUUAUGGAUAUUAAAUACCAUUAAUUUAGUUUCUCAUUCGGAAAUGUAUUUGAUAUUAUCAUUCACAGUAGUUUACCUUAUUAUCAAUACACUAUGGAAAAAAUAGGAUUUAACCAAUUCAUAGGAUAUGGAUUCUAUUCUCUACUUGCUGGUUUUUGCAGUAGUAAAUUUAAAAUUCUUCCAGAAUAUGAGGAAUAAGAAUCGAAAAAAGAUUUAGCAAAAGAAAUAGAAAAAAAUAUUAAUGAAGAUGUAGAGUUAUAAACUUUAACUAAACAGCUAAUUGAAAAAAUCUGA